This is a messenger RNA of Thlaspi arvense, 2490 nucleotides long. NCBI's taxonomy places the organism in Eukaryota, Viridiplantae, Streptophyta, Magnoliopsida, Brassicales, Brassicaceae. The record is from the annotation of a GenBank genome assembly.
AUGCAGUUCGUGUCUUCGCGAACCCUCUUCCCCCGGCGCGCCGUGUCCUCCGUCGCCGAGCUUCCGGCGCGGGCGCAUCGGGUGAUCUCCGGUCUGGUCGCGAAUUUCUCUUCUUCUAAUGCAAUCUCUGGGUCCAGCUCCGUUCAAAUUACUCCCAGGUGUCAACAGCACGGCGAGGAGUCUCGGGGAGUUAGGGUUUCGGUGUGGUGGGAUUUCGAGAACUGCUCUUUGCCGGCGGGUUCGAACGUCUUCAAGGUGUCUCAGACCAUAACGGACUCCGUUAGAAUGAACGGAAUCAAAGGACCCAUCACGAUCACAGCCUUCGGAGACGUAUUGCAGCUCUCGAGAACGAACCAGGAGGCUCUCUCCGCAACCGGAAUCACUCUCACUCAUGUUCCUCAAGGUGGGAAGAACAGUACGGAUAGAUCUCUGAUUACGGAUCUAAUGUGUUGGGUUGCUCAAAACCCACCUCCCGCUCAUCUCUUCCUCAUCUCCAGCGACAGAGAUUUCGCCAGCGUCUUGCACAGAUUCAGGAUGUGCAACUACAACAUUUUGCUCGCCGGAUACGAAGAAAAGACGCCAGGUGUGUUGUGCAGCGCUGCUUCCAUAAUGUGGGAUUGGAAUGCUUUAGUUAGAGGGCAGAAAUCCACCGGUAAAGUCUUUAACCAGCCACCGGAUGGUCCUUUUGAUUCUUGGUACGGUCACUACGCAACUCCUCUUCUCGACCCAUUUGCCACCACCUCCAAGCUACAGUGUACCGAGGAACUGCAGGAUUCGGCUUCUUCUAAGGUUUGUCGUCAUAUCCCGAGAGAAGUUGUGAAGCAGAUUGGUUUGGUUCUGAGUUUGUAUCCUAAGGGCACAGCCAUUACAAAGCUGCGUGAGCAGCUGAGCAAGAGAAAUGUAGCGUUAGAUAGAAACUUUUACGGACACAAGAGUUUCUCGAGGCUUCUGUUGUCUAUGCCCAAGAUCUUACAGGUUGUUCCACAGGGAGAAGGUCUGUUUCUUGUUCGUGCUUGUACCAAGGAAACGGAUAACAAAGCCUCAUCGCCGGAACUAAGCAGCGAGAAUCCCAAGAUGCAUCAGAGUGUGGAAGAUGUCGAAAAGGAAUCUCAGUCACCAGAGAGUUCUCAAGAGUCUGUUCCGGUAAUUAUCCAGGUGGAUGUUGAGGCAAAAGACGAACCCGUGGAAGAAGAUCAGCUAGCUUUAACUGCCGGAAAUGAAGCUUCCUCUUCCGGGGAAAAAGUCGGGUUUCUUAGGAGUCUAAAUAGACUCUGGGUUGGUUCAGAUGCGAUGGCAUUAGAUCAUCUCCAAGAAGAGAAACGUAUUUCUGGAAAUGGAGACGUUGUUAGUGAAGGAAAAGUGGUGGAUAAAGACUUAGAACCUCGAAUAGCAUCUUCCACCUCUAGUGAAUCUGCUAAGGAGGUAAAAGCAGACACUGAAGUAGAAAACGUGAAAUCUAAGAGUCCAGGGCUUUUAAGUCGACUUCUGAAUAGAUUUAACUUUUAUGGGGGAAGAAACACAGAGCUUGGCGGCAAUGCAGCAGCAAAUGGAUCUCAAGUUGAUGACAUGUUUGCAAAAGAUUCUUUUUGGAAGGACGUUGAAUCUUUCAUUAAUUCCCCAAGAGGCUUCGUCCUUGUUUCUCACUCAAACUCAAGAGAAGCGUUGGCUAAGAAUCUUAAGGAGGAAGGACCUUCAUCUUUUAAACCGCUUGAUGAAUCCAAAAUGCUUGAUAUAGUAGCUCUGUUAGUAACAGAGAAGAAAUGGAUCAAAGAGAACCCUUGUGAUGCUCUACCUUUCAGAGUAACUCGGUUCACCGAAAAGGGAUCUGUUCUUGGAUUGAGAUCGAUAUUUGUGGAUCUGUCGAAAUCGCAGUGUGUCGAAGCAGAUGAUGAGGAGAAGAAAUCCAAGGACGUUGGUAUGAGCCAGAAACCGUUGGAGAGAUCAAGAAGCGAGGUAAUUGCAGAUUGUCAUAAGCUGAUAAAGAAGAUAACAGAGGAAAACCCUGGAGGUUAUAACAUGAGUAACUUGAAGAAAGACUUUCUGGAAAGUUUCGGGUACCGCUUAGAUUAUCAUAGCCUCGGUUACCCGAAACUGCAGUCUUUGAUACAAAUAAUGCCCGAGGCGAGGAUUGAAUCAGGACACAUUGUUCCUUCGUCGACGCCGGUUCCAUAUGGAUCUGACUCGUCAUUUGAAGAACUUGGUCCAGUUUCCAAAGAGAUUCAUGAGUAUGAGCAAUCUGUUUCAGAGGAUGAAGAUUCUGACUCGGGGACGCAGGAAGAAGCUCCUUCAAAACAGAGCGGCAACGAGAGGAAGAAGAAGAAGAAGAAAGGGGGUGAAACAGAGAGCGAUCUACUUGAAAUUCUGGGUUUUUUGGACCCUGUUAAAGAUGUUAACAAGACUUGUGCUUUUGAUGAAGAUAAGUUUGCUGAUGGAGUAUUGACAAGCUUGAGGAACAAACCACCAUCAGGUGAGACUAGAGUUCAAGGAUGA